This is a messenger RNA of Onychostoma macrolepis, 1205 nucleotides long. Its product is annotated as major histocompatibility complex class I-related gene protein-like. Gene Ontology annotation, biological process: immune response. Gene Ontology annotation, cellular component: external side of plasma membrane. The transcript has 4 exons. The record is from RefSeq and is a predicted model, not a curated record. The coding region runs from base 79 to 795 and encodes 238 amino acids. NCBI's taxonomy places the organism in Eukaryota, Metazoa, Chordata, Actinopteri, Cypriniformes, Cyprinidae.
CAUGGGCCACUUCUCAUCUGAUUCUUGACAAGAAAGUGACAUUAAUAAAAGUCUCUUCAUUCCUGAUUCAACAUAAGAAUGAUCUUGUUAAUUUUUGUAUUAUUUUAUCCUUUUCUAAGCGACACGAGGCAAGAGCUCCAUGUUCUUCAGAGAAUAAUUGGUUGUGAGCUGGAGAAACGUCCUGAUGGAUCAGUGAAUCUGAGAGCAUUUGAUGAAUAUGGAUUUGAUGGAGAGGAUAUUAUUGCCUUUAAUUCUGACACUCUGCAGUGGAUUGAUAAAAACCCCAAAGCCAAAGAAACCAAAAUCAAAUGGAAUUGUCAGACAGAACGCAACCAAUUCAUAAAGAAAUACCUCAAGACCUGCACUGACUGGAUCUCCACCUUUCACAACAGAAAAAAUACUCCACCAGAUGUUCGUGUCUUGGUGCCGAAAGUUUCUGAUGAUCGAAGUAAGCUGAAUCUGACUUGUCUGGCCACUGGUUUCUACCCCAGAGAUAUUGAGAUGUACAUCAGGUGGGAUGAAUCUAUUCUUAAGAACCAAAGAUCAUCUGGAAUCAGACCAAAUACUGAUGGAUCCUUUCAGAUGAGAACCAGUGUGGAGAUUGAUGUAAAUCACAAAGGGUUUUAUGACUGUCUGGUCAUUCACAGCAGUCUGACUCUGACACGACCGAUUUUAACAGUGUGGACCAUAUAUCAACAAAACUUUAGUGCAGAAUCUCUAUGGUCUGUUAUAGCAGGAAUAGCAGCAGCCGUAGUUAUAUUUCUCCCUGUGAUUGGUUGCUGCAUCUACCGAUAGAAAAAGUCAAAAAGUGAGUUAUAAAUAUUCAGCAUCAUCAUCUGCUUUAAAUCUCUUUUUUUUUAUAUCCCUUUUUAAGUUAUUUUAAAUAUGUAUGAACAGUUUGACAUUACAUGGUGGUAGAACUAUGUGAACAUGGUGAAAGUGAUUUUAUGAUGGUGAGUUUUUGAUUGUUUACAAUAUUUGAAUUUCAUGUGUUAAAACAGACAACAAGAUUAUCCAUAAUUUGUAUGGAUAAACUGUGAAGUGUUGGAAUCAUUGCAGAUUGACAUAAACAUAUUUACAAGAACAUGGUAUUGAUGUACUCAAGAUGAAGUUUUUAUAUGUUGUGUAAUCUGCUGUGUAAUCUUUCCUACACUGUAAAAAAUGAUUGUGAUUUUAACAGUAAAAAACUGCAAAAUACCACAGUA